Messenger RNA from Phodopus roborovskii (desert hamster), 3891 nucleotides. It is a transcript of the gene Tnk2, whose product is annotated as tyrosine kinase non receptor 2. Gene Ontology annotation, molecular function: ATP binding; protein binding; protein tyrosine kinase activity. Gene Ontology annotation, cellular component: extrinsic component of cytoplasmic side of plasma membrane. Lineage: Eukaryota; Metazoa; Chordata; Mammalia; Rodentia; Cricetidae. The coding region runs from base 82 to 3222 and encodes 1046 amino acids. The record is from RefSeq and is a predicted model, not a curated record. The transcript is spliced from 14 exons. Gene Ontology annotation, biological process: regulation of keratinocyte differentiation; signal transduction; negative regulation of epidermal growth factor receptor signaling pathway.
CAGAAGCUGAGGCCCUUGCCUGCCCACUUUAGAUCUAGGACAGAGCUCCUCUGACUUGCUUAGGGGCUUCAGUUCGUGGAGAUGCCAGCAGCCCGUCGGUUCCCUGGCCUUGAACUCUCCUUUCCUCUACUGGCCAGACUGCGGCGGCGUCUGUACACAAGGCUGGGGAGCAGCAGCAUGCAGCCAGAGGAGGGCACAGGCUGGCUGUUGGAGCUGCUGUCCGAGGUGCAGCUACAACAGUAUUUCCUGAGGCUUCGAGAUGACCUCAACGUUACCCGUCUGUCCCACUUUGAGUAUGUCAAGAAUGAGGACCUGGAAAAGAUUGGCAUGGGCCGGCCUGGUCAGAGGCGACUGUGGGAGGCUGUGAAGAGGAGGAAGGCCAUGUGCAAACGCAAGUCAUGGAUGAGCAAGGUGUUCAGUGGAAAGCGGCUGGAGGCUGAGUUCCCUCCCCAUCACUCUCAGAGCACCUUCCGGAAGCCCUCACCUACCCCAGGGAGCCUGGCAGGGGAGGGGACCCUGCAGAGCCUCACCUGCCUCAUCGGGGAGAAGGACCUGCGCCUCCUGGAGAAGCUGGGAGAUGGCUCCUUUGGGGUGGUGCGUAGAGGCGAAUGGGACGCCCCUGCAGGGAAGACGGUGAGUGUGGCUGUGAAAUGCUUGAAGCCUGAUGUGCUGAGCCAGCCAGAGGCCAUGGACGACUUCAUCCGGGAGGUGAAUGCCAUGCAUUCACUUGACCACCGAAACCUCAUUCGCUUGUAUGGUGUGGUGCUUACACCACCCAUGAAGAUGGUGACAGAACUGGCACCCCUGGGAUCUCUGUUGGACCGGCUACGUAAACACCAAGGUCAUUUCCUCUUGGGGACUCUGAGCCGCUAUGCUGUGCAGGUGGCUGAGGGCAUGGGCUACCUGGAGUCCAAGCGCUUCAUUCACCGUGACUUGGCUGCUCGAAAUCUGCUGCUGGCUACCCGUGACCUGGUCAAGAUUGGGGACUUUGGACUGAUGCGAGCUCUACCCCAGAAUGAUGACCACUAUGUCAUGCAAGAACAUCGCAAGGUGCCCUUUGCCUGGUGUGCCCCUGAGAGCCUGAAGACACGGACCUUCUCUCAUGCCAGUGACACCUGGAUGUUUGGGGUCACACUGUGGGAGAUGUUCACGUAUGGCCAGGAGCCCUGGAUUGGCCUCAAUGGCAGCCAGAUCCUGCAUAAGAUUGACAAGGAAGGGGAGCGCCUGCCCCGGCCCGAGGACUGUCCCCAGGACAUCUAUAAUGUCAUGGCCCAGUGCUGGGCUCACAAGCCAGAGGACAGACCCACAUUUGUGGCCCUUCGGGACUUCCUGCUGGAGGCUCAGCCUACUGACAUGCGGGCCCUUCAGGACUUUGAGGAGCCAGAUAAGCUGCACAUCCAGAUGAACGAUGUCAUCACUGUGAUCGAGGGAAGGGCUGAGAACUACUGGUGGCGUGGACAGAACACCCGGACGCUGUGUGUGGGACCCUUCCCUCGGAACGUGGUGACCUCCGUGGCUGGCCUGUCAGCCCAGGACAUUAGCCAGCCUCUACAGAAUAGCUUCAUUCACACGGGACAUGGCGACAGUGACCCCCGCCACUGCUGGGGAUUCCCUGACAGGAUUGAUGAGCUAUACCUGGGAAACCCCAUGGACCCUCCUGACCUGCUGAGUGUGGAGCUGAGCGCCUCCCGGCCCGCCCAGCAUCUAGGAAGAGUGAAAAGGGAGCCUCCACCUCGCCCACCUCAGCCUGCCAUCUUCACUCAGAAGCCAACAUAUGACCCUGUGAGUGAGGACCAAGACCCCUUGUCCAGUGACUUCAAGAGGCUGGGUCUGAGGAAGCCAGCCCUGCCCAGAGGACUGUGGCUAGCAAAGCCUUCAGCCCGAGUGCCAGGCACCAAGGCAGGCCGAAGCAGUGGGGGCGAGGUCACACUCAUCGACUUUGGCGAGGAGCCUGUGGCCCCAACCCCACGGCCCUGUGCACCCUCACUGGUACAGUUGGCCAUGGAUGCCUGCUCCCUGCUGGACAAGACACCACCACAGAGCCCCACACGGGCACUGCCACGACCUUUACAUCCCACACCUGUAGUAGACUGGGACGCUCGCCCGCUGCCCCCUCCCCCUGCCUAUGAUGAUGUGGCCCAAGAUGAGGAUGAUGUUGAGGUCUGCUCUAUCAACAGCACACUAGUAGGUGCAGGGCUCCCUGCUGGGCCAAGCCAGGGUGAGACCAAUUAUGCCUUUGUGCCUGAGCAGGCCCAGCUGCCCCCUGCCCUGGAGGACAACCUAUUCCUUCCACCCCAGGGUGGCGGCAAGCCACCCAGCUCGGCCCAGACCGCAGAGAUUUUCCAGGCACUGCAGCAGGAAUGUAUGCGGCAGCUACAGGUCCCCACUGGCCAGCUGACCCCUUCCCCAACCCCAGGAGGCGAUGACAAGCCCCAGGUGCCACCCCGGGUACCUAUCCCCCCUCGGCCCACACGCCCACGUGUGGAGCUGUCUCCAGCUCCCUCAGGUGAGGAAGAGACAAGCCGAUGGCCUGGACCUGCCUCCCCUCCCCGAGUGCCUCCCCGGGAACCCCUGUCCCCUCAAGGUUCCAGGACCCCAAGUCCCCUGGUGCCACCCGGCAGCUCUCCAUUACCGCACCGGCUCUCUAGCUCACCUGGCAAGACCAUGCCCACCACCCAAAGCUUUGCCUCAGACCCUAAGUAUGCCACGCCACAAGUGAUCCAGGCUCCCGGCCCACGGGCUGGCCCCUGUAUCUUGCCCAUCGUCCGCGAUGGCAGGAAGGUCAGCAGCACUCAUUACUACCUUCUGCCUGAGCGCCCUCCUUACCUGGAGCGCUAUCAACGCUUCCUUCGGGAGGCCCAGAGCCCGGAAGAGCCGGCCUCCCUGCCUGUGCCCUUGCUGCUGCCCCCACCCAGUACCCCAGCCCCUGCUGCCCCCACUGCCACUGUUCGACCUAUGCCUCAGGCUGCCCCAGACCCAAAGGCCAACUUCUCCACCAAUAACAGCAACCCAGGGGCUCGGCUGCCACAGAGGGGCUGCCCGGGGGAUGGGCGAGAGGCUGCACGGCCAGCAGACAAGGUCCAGAUGACGCUGACAGUUGUUGGAGAGCAAGGGUCUGCCCUAGAGGAACCACUUGAAUCUGUCUGUGGGACAAAGUUGGGAGAUGCCCCGUCUCAGGCCUGGGGGCCCACUGCUGCCGGCUGCUCCCAGUGGACAGGGUGAGACCCAGGGAGGCAGCAGGAGACUGGGAGCCUCAGCCGCCCGCCUCACUCACCCACCCAGUGCUGUUCUGCACCUUGGUUCAGCCCUCAGUGCCCCAACCAAGAGGUGGGAAGGAGCCCUGUGAAGGCAAGAUGGGAAGCUGCCUGGCAGGCCCUGUGUAUGGCCUGCCUCUGGCUCCAGAUCAGAGCUGGGCUAGUGGCUAGAGUGUGCCCCAGGCUUUGCCCUAGGGGGCUAGACUGAGGAAGCCAGCUUGACUUGGGCAACAAGGAUGUGUUGGCUGCACAGAAGGGUAGGCCAGCAUCCAGCAGGCCCUCCUCUGCACUGGGCCCUUUUCCAGGGAGCCCCUGUAGGCAUUUGAAGUGUUGGACAGAGUGUGACCUGUGGCUUCACUGUGAACUUGCCUGCUCGGCUGCUCUCGGGAUCUUAUACCUGGAAACAGCCCGAAGUGGUUCAGAAGCAGAGAAACAGCGCCAGGUUCUUCUCUGGCAGGGCCUGGGGCCCAAGGCCCCAGGUUGGAAGCAGACCCCAGGGGCACCAGUACUUUCCCUUUUGACCCCUGCUCUUCCCCUGUUCGAUGUGUUCCCAUCAGCCUCUGUUGCCAAAGUUGCUGCUCCAGCUAUGGAUAUCUGCUUCUUCCAGAGAAAUAAAUUCUGUUUCUAUUUUAUGUUA